UGCUGCAGUCUCAUCAUCUGCAUCAGUCUACCCGGAAACAGUUAUUUGCUUUGGGUGGUCUUGAAGAAAGUGGGUUUGAGCAGCUCGGCUGAUUGUUUACUCCUCCAUCUGACAGUGUCCGACCUCAUCUUCACCUUCACGUUGGUUCCCUGGACCAUCAAUCAUAUUUGGGGAUGGAUUUUUGGAAAUCUGGCCUGCAAGCUGUUCACCUGGUGCAUCUUUUUGGGCCUGUACAGCUACAUGAUGUUCCUCACAGUCAUGACAGUCCAUCGAUACGUGGCGGUGGUGUAUCCGGUGUUCGCUUCAUCUGUAGGGAAUCGUAGCAGGAUUUACACGCACAUCUCGUCUGCAGUGGCAUGGUUGAUCUCUGUGGGCUUCAGUCUGCCUGAAAUGAUCUUCUCUGGAACUGUGGAUGGACCUGAUGGUGUAUUCUGUGUUCCCAACUAUAACUCAAUAUUUGUGGAGUUGUUUGGAUAUUUCACUCAGAUAAUUCUCUUUUUCCUGCUGCCAUUCCUGGUUAUUGUGUUCUGCCACACACGGAUGGGUUUUGCCAUCCUUCAGAGUCGCAUCCGAAGCAGAAACCACGCCGUAUGCGUCAUCCUAAGCAUCGCCGUGGGAUUCUUCAUCUGCUGGGCGCCGUAUAACAUCUUCCUCUUCCUCUUCUCCUUGAGGUCUCUAGGCGUUUUUGUGUUGAGGGAGAGCGUUUUGGAGGUCAUCUACUGCAUCACUCACGUUCUAGCGUAUUCCCACUGCUGUCUGAAUCCACUCGUCCACAUCUUUGGAGGGAAGAAGUUCAGGAAUUACCUGCCAUGGAGCAGAGGUUUCCGUCGGCUCUCGCAGAGGAUCAGCACGCAAACGUUUAGCAACCCCAACAGCUUCUCGGGUCAGUUUCAUCUCUGAUCAUGUCAAAGGUCAUGAUGUC
This is a messenger RNA of Sinocyclocheilus anshuiensis, 922 nucleotides long. RefSeq names its product chemokine XC receptor 1-like. The record is from RefSeq and is a predicted model, not a curated record. The annotation marks the transcript as partial. Gene Ontology annotation, cellular component: external side of plasma membrane; membrane. Gene Ontology annotation, biological process: immune response; positive regulation of cytosolic calcium ion concentration; G protein-coupled receptor signaling pathway. The transcript has a single exon. NCBI's taxonomy places the organism in Eukaryota, Metazoa, Chordata, Actinopteri, Cypriniformes, Cyprinidae. Gene Ontology annotation, molecular function: C-C chemokine binding; C-C chemokine receptor activity.